UACGCAAUUACUAAAUGAAUUCAGUCCUGCAUAUAUAAAGAGAGGCGCAUCAGCCUACCAGUAGGCACAGAUAUUUGCAAAACUCUCUCACUGCUCUGUUUGAGAACAGCAUUUUGUCUUUGACUCUGAAUCAGUGAAAGGAUGAAGUGUAUCGUGGUGUUUCUUGUGUUGUCCAUGGUUGUUCUCAUGGCUGAACCUGGAGAGGGCUUUUUUGGAGCACUAAUCCAUGGAGCCAUUCAUGGGAUCCAUAGUCUUAUCAAAGGAAAACAGAAUGUGGCAGAGCAGCAAGAGCAGCAAGAGCAGCUGGACAAACGUUCAGUCGAUUACAACCCAGGACAGCCUAGCUUUGCCUAGACUGAAGGGGCCACUCUCAAGCUAUGUUUUGGAUGAAAAUAAAUGCUUCUUACUUUUCAUCAUAAGAGAGAACAGUAUCUAACAGCUGGGGCAACCAUUUCCUGAAAAUGUAUUUGCAUUGACUUAACUGAUUGGAAUUUUGAAUAAAUUAUGAAUAAAGAA
This is a messenger RNA of Siniperca chuatsi (mandarin fish), 516 nucleotides long. Its product is annotated as pleurocidin-like peptide WF3. Gene Ontology annotation, biological process: defense response to bacterium. The coding region runs from base 142 to 354 and encodes 70 amino acids. The transcript is spliced from 4 exons. The record is from RefSeq and is a predicted model, not a curated record. NCBI's taxonomy places the organism in Eukaryota, Metazoa, Chordata, Actinopteri, Centrarchiformes, Sinipercidae.